AAUAAAAAUGUGGAAGUUGAAGAUUGCAGAAGGUGGCGGCUCCCGCGGCGGAGCGUGGCUGACGACCACCAACAAUCACGUAGGGAGGCAGCAUUGGGAAUUUGACGGGGAGGCCGGUACCGCGGAGGAACUUGCCCAAGUUGAAUUAAUGCGAACUGAGUUCAAGAAAAACAGGUUCCGGUUCAAACAAAGUUCUGACCUAUUGAUGCGCAUGCAGCUUACGAAGGAGAAUCCACGUGGACCAAUUGCAAGAGCCGUAAAAGUGAAAGAAACAGAGGAAAUAACAGAAGAGGCAACCAUAACUACUCUCCGGCGCGCAAUUAGUUUCUACUCAACGAUUCAGUCCGGCGAUGGACACUGGCCGGCUGAAUCGGCCGGCCCUUUGUUUUUCCUCCCUCCUUUGGUGCUGGCGUUGUAUAUCACCGGAGCAAUAAAUGCCGUUCUGUCACCGGAGCAUCGGAAGGAGAUCAUACGAUACAUAUACAAUCACCAGAAUGAAGAUGGAGGUUGGGGGAUACAUAUAGAAGGACACAGCACAAUUUUUGGUUCUGUUCUCAGUUAUAUUACACUAAGGUUAUUGGGUGAAAGCCUCGAAGAUGGUGAUGACAUGGCAGUCGACAGAGGCCGAAAAUGGAUACUCGAUCAUGGUGGUGCUGUUGGCGUACCUUCAUGGGGGAAAUUUUUGCUCACUGUGUUGGGAGUUUACGAAUGGGAUGGCUGCAAUCCAACGCCCCCGGAAUUAUGGUUGCUCCCGUAUUUCUCCCCCAUUCAUCCAGGUAAGAUGUCAUGCUAUAGUCGGUCGGCAUAUAGGCCAAUGUCGUAUGUGUAUGGGAAGAGGUUUGUUGGGCCUAUCACUGGACUGAUUCAGUCCUUAAGAAGGGAGAUUUAUAUCGAGCCUUAUCCUGAAAUAAAUUGGAACAAAGCAAGAAACACGUGUGCUAAGGAAGACCUUUAUUAUCCCCACCCUUUAAUGCAAGAUAUGUUAUCGGGAUUCCUUCAUCAUUUUGCGGAGCCGUUGCUAAAAAGGUGGCCGUUUUCUAAAUUGAGAGAAAAGGCUUUAGGAAUUGCCAUUGAAAAUGUUCAUUAUGAGGACGAGAAUAGCAGAUACCUAUGCAUUGGAUGUCUGGAGAAGGUUUUGUCUCUACUUGCUUGUUGGAUUGAAGAUCCUAAUUCUGAAGCUUACAAACGCCAUCUUGCUCGUAUACCGGAUUACUUUUGGGUAGCUGAAGAUGGCCUGAAAAUGCAGAGUUUUGGUAGUCAAAUGUGGGAUGCUGCUUUUGCCAUUCAAGCAAUUUUAUCGGCAAAUCUUUCCGAAGACUACGGGCCGACCUUGAAGAAAGCACACAGCUUUGUAAAAGCCUCACAGGUUUGCGAAAACCCAUCUGGAGAUUAUCGUAAAAUGUAUCGCCACACAUCUAAAGGUGCUUGGACAUUUUCAAUGCAAGAUCAAGGUUGGCAAGUCUCUGACUGCACAGCUGAGGGAAUGAAAACUGCAGUUCUAUUGUCCCAAAUGCCACAAGAACUUGUUGGAGAAAAAAUUGAAACGGGGCGCUUAUACGAUGCUGUAAAUGUCAUUUUGUCCCUACAGAGUGAUAGCGGUGGAUUUCCUGCAUGGGAGCCCAAACGAGCAUAUCGUUGGAUAGAGAAGUUGAAUCCUACGGAACUCUUCGAAGAUGCCCUCAUUGAGCGAGACUAUGUGGAAUGCACUUCAUCGGCAAUCCAAGGCCUACAGAUUUUCAAGAAGUUUCAUCCCGAGCAUAGACGAAAAGAAAUAGAAACAUGCAUUGCAAGGGCAAAACAGUACAUAGAGAACAUUCAAGAAUCUGAUGGUUCCUGGUCUGGUUCUUGGGGUAUAUGUUAUACGUACGGAACAUGGUUUGCAGUGGAGGGCUUGGUAGCAUGCGGCUUAAAUUAUCAUAAUUCUCCUUCGUUGCAAAAAGCUUGUAAAUUUUUGCUGUCAAAACAAUUGUGUGAUGGCGGAUGGGGUGAGAGUUAUCUUUCAAGCUCCAACAAGGUGUACACUAAUAUCGAAGGUAAUAGAUCAAAUUUGGUGCAGACUUCGUGGGCUCUCUUAUCUCUCAUUAAUGCCGGACAGGGCGAGAUCGAUCCGUUGGCCAUACACCGUGGCAUGAGACUGCUGAUAAACUCACAAAUGGAAGAUGGUGACUUUCCUCAGCAGGAGAUCACAGGAGUCUUUAUGAAGAAUUGCACCCUCAACUAUUCGUCCUAUCGGAAUAUCUUCCCGAUAUGGGCUCUCGGUGAAUAUCGUCGACGCCUUCUUCAAACUUAAUUAGUCAAUAA
Molecule: messenger RNA, 2301 nt
Organism: Erythranthe guttata (spotted monkey flower)
Lineage: Eukaryota; Viridiplantae; Streptophyta; Magnoliopsida; Lamiales; Phrymaceae
Product: lupeol synthase
Biological process (GO): triterpenoid biosynthetic process
Cellular component (GO): lipid droplet
Molecular function (GO): intramolecular transferase activity
Source: RefSeq, a predicted model, not a curated record